AUGUGGCCCCCACCUGAGAAUCAUGGGGAGAGGACGCCUCCAAUGCCUAGAUUGGUUGCUGUGGCUAUUGACAGGGAUAGGGGUAGCCAAAUUGCCUUGAAAUGGGCUGUUGACAAUCUUCUCGCCAAAGGCCAGACUGUGAUCUUGGUUCACGUCAAAGUGAAACACUCUUUCUCUGGAUUGGCCACAUCACCAUCUUUGCCUACCCCUUGGCCUAACCAUCCUUCAGAACCCGGUGAAGAAAAUGGGGAUGAUGUACAAUUAAAGGAUUUUUUCCUUCCUUUCCGAGUCUUUUGCACACGUAAAGAUAUACAAUGCUUUGAUGUUGUGCUGGAUGACACAGAUGUAGCAAAAGGUAUUAUCGAGUUCAUAAAACAAUCUGCAAUUGACGUGUUGGUUCUUGGUGCUACAGUGAAGGGCAGCAUCUUCAGCAGAUUCAAACCAAAAGACAUCCCUGGAAGCGUGUUAAAAGGUGCCCCAGAUUUUUGCACCAUAUAUGUGAUCCACAAAGGCAAGAUCUCGUCCACACGGGCCGCAUCCCGCCCGGCCCCAUCCAUUCUGAGCCCGAUUCGUCAUCAGAUACUGUAUCAAGCCAGCAGCAAGAUUUAUGGAUCCGAACAGCCACCAACUGCCUCCACCCCCAGUUCUAGAAGUUCAUAUUCAGGAUACUCGCGGCCAGGAUCUGAACCAUCACCGAGAGCGAGGCAGAUGGAGGCCAAUGCUAUCAAGUCCCCGUUCACUCAUAGGCGGGCUCCGAAUGGAAAAGCAUACGAAUUGUCUACACCAGAGACCGACAUAUCAUUUGUCAGCUCAUCCACUAGGAGAAGUGUCGACGCAUUCCCCACUUUCAGCGAUAGGUUUGAUGGGUCCCCCACUCCUCGGCUUUCUGGAUUCUCAGACGUUGAUCAUUCCGACGUGUGGCACCAGGGCCGCAAAUCGGUGGACAUCUUGAUCCCUCUUGAACUCCCUGCCUCUCCAGAGAAUGAGAGGGCAUUCUCGGCACAUACAAUGGAUGAAGUAGAAGCUGAAAUGAGAAGACUAAAGCAGGAGCUCAAGCAAACAAUGGAUAUGUACAGUACUGCAUGCAAGGAAGCACUAUCAGCAAGAGAGAAGGCAUUUUUUUUUAAAUUACCAAAAAAAGAAAAAAGAAAGAUACUCCAGCGCUGGAAAAUGGAAGAACAAAAGAGGCUAGAAGAGGCCCGGCUAGCGGAAGAAGCUGCACUUGCCCUAGCAGAGAGAGAAAAAGCCAAGUCCAAAGCUGCCCUCGAGCAUGCUGAGGCCGCCCAGAGGCUAGCCGAGCUGGAAGCCCAGAAGAGGAUCAAUGCAGAAAUGAAAGCCUUAAAAGAAGCAGAAGAGAAUAAUAGGAUGCUCAGCUCGUUGACUCAAUCAGAUGCUCGGUACAGGAGGUACACAAUCGAGGAGAUUGAAGUAGCUACCGAAUACUUUGCGCAGUCGAGAAAGAUCGGGGAGGGAGGUUAUGGGCCCGUCUACAAACUGGAUUUUUAUUAUGGGGAUUUUGUUUGUGAUAAAAUCAAUGAACAGGUGGAGAUUUUGAGCUGCAUACGGCACCCAAACAUGGUCCUUCUUCUGGGAGCCUGCCCCGAGUACGGCUGCCUCGUUUACGAGUACAUGUCCAACGGCAGCUUGGAGGAUCGUCUGUUCAUGCGCGCCAAUACCCCUCCUUUAUCCUGGCAGCACCGUUUCCGAAUUGCGGCCGAAAUCGGUACGGGCCUCCUCUUCCUUCACCAGGCCAAACCGGAGCCCCUCGUCCACAGGGACCUAAAGCCCGCCAACAUCCUCCUCGACCGCAACUAUGUCAGCAAGAUCAGCGACGUCGGCCUGGCCCGCCUCGUCCCCCCUUCCGUGGCCGACAACGUCACCCAGUACCGCAUGACAUCGACAGCUGGCACCUUCUGCUACAUCGACCCUGAGUACCAGCAGACAGGCAUGCUUGGGGUGAAGUCCGACAUCUACUCCCUUGGCAUCAUCUUCCUCCAGAUUCUCACGGGCAAGUCCCCCAUGGGUCUCACCCACCACAUCGACCGGGCCAUCAAACGUGGGGCCUUCAGGGAGAUGCUUGAUCCGCAUGUGCCUGACUGGCCACUCGAAGAGGCCCUUCUGCUUGCCAGGCUGGCUCUACAGUGCGCAGAGCUGAGGAGGAAAGACCGGCCUGACCUCGGGAAAGUAGUGCUCCCACAACUGAACAAGCUGAGGGAACUUGCAGAGGAUUCCAUGUCGAACGUGGUGCCAUACAUGGGAAACCCAUCCCCCAGACACAGUCAGGUCUCCUUGUCCAAAGAUGAUUUGAGUUUUCCAACAUCACCAUCCACACAGUCAAGCAUGGGGACCUGA
Messenger RNA from Striga hermonthica, 2352 nucleotides. Lineage: Eukaryota; Viridiplantae; Streptophyta; Magnoliopsida; Lamiales; Orobanchaceae. The record is from the annotation of a GenBank genome assembly.